GCGCCGCGCCGUGCCGCGCCGUGCCGUGCCGUGCCGUGCCGUGCCGUGCCGUCGGGCGCUGCGGGCCGGUCGCCAUGGUUGGCGUGGAUCUGUUCUCGCAUCCCGCGCUCUACACGCGCUACCGUGCUGGGCUCUGCUCCGCCGCGGCACUGGCGUUGUUGCUCAUCACGGUGCUCACCUAUGUGCCGCCGCUGCUGGUGGCCUACCGGAGCCACGGUUUCUGGCUGAAGCAGAACGCGUACCUGGAGCAGCCCACUGUGCGUUUCCGGUACGAGGUUCUCUUCGUCGCCACCAUCGAGUCCGGCCCGGGCAGCUUCUUGGCGUGGAGCACGUUUCCAGCGUUCAACAGGCUCCAGGAGGACCGGCUCCGAGUCCCACUCGUGUCGUAUACCCUGCUACAGUUGCACAUAACUGAAGUUCUGAAGAUUCUGGCACAGAAACAUGGCAAGCCGUGGCUCACAGCCAGGAAUCAGCAUACAGAGGCCAUUAAGAGGCGUGCUACGGUGGCAGGAGGCACAAGCCUGAUCAUCAGUGAUCUAUAUCCACCGUGUCUUACAGAAGAUCCAGCAACGAGAGAAGAAGACAAAAAUCAAGAUGGCAAAAUGGAUCGGUUGCAUUUUAAGCUGGAACUUCCACUACAACCUACAGAGCGUGUAGUUGGCGUUCAGCUGAUUCUACUUUUUUCCUACCGGCUUUAUCGAAUGUCAACAUUUGUGAUGCAGAGCAUGGCUUUUCUUCAGUUUUUUUCUCCCGUGCCAGGGUCUCAGCUCAGUGUGAAUGGAGACCUGAAAUUGAAUCAGAGGCAAUUACUUAACCAUUGUGGCCUGGAUACCAGAUACAAUGUGUCUGUGGUCAAUGGCACAAGUCCUUUUGCAAGUGACUAUGAUCUAGCAAGCAUCAUUGCAGCUUAUUGGGAUAGAAAUGUGACAACAGUCUUUUCAGAUCCCACCCCUGUUUGGAUGACUGGAAAAACAACAGAUACGCCAUUUAUCGUUAAUGCCACCAUUCAUUACCCAGUGGAAGUUAUCUUAUAUCAGCCGGGAUUUUGGGAAAUCAUAAAAUUUGCCUGGAUCCAGUAUGUCAGCAUCCUCCUUGUCUUYCUUUGGGUGUUUGGUAGGAUUAAGAUGUUUUUGUUCCAGAAUCAGGUGUUGACUACGAUUCCAGUMUCACCAGUUCUCCCGCUAUCUCCAGUACUGUCCUACAAACAGCACCAGUCUUGAGGAGAAGUCUGAGAAUGCUUUAUAGAAAUGCAGUUCGAAAACAGUUACGUGACUUUAUUCUUUAUUCUCUCUAUAUUCUCUUUUAUUCUCUAUAGUUUUAUGUUCUAUUCUUGCUUUGGAGUAUCAGAAUUUUGUACAUUUGUUCCAGAUAUGUUCUGUUCAUGCUUCCUUUUUAAAACACAUGUUCAUUCAUCUAAUUUCUUUUGCAACACUGCUUUGGGACAGAAGAAAAUUAUAUUUUUGACAGCUAAAGAAAAGCCUAACUAUUUUUUUGCGUCGGGAACGUGCUCCGAAAACCACCUUGAAAACUGGAAAUAAUAUGCUAAAAGUAAAAACAUUAACUCUUUUUACUACUUGUAAAUUACUUCACUGCAGYCUUAGAGUUCAGUGAAGAGUUAUUUGUACAUGCAUCUAUGUGCACUAUGAAAUGAAAAAGAAAAGUGAAAAAAUGCAUGGAUGAGUUAAGGUCAGAGAUGCACUUCUGUAAUUGUGGCUAUACAUACUCAGCAAUUGAAUUCUUAAAUUGGACGAUGAAUAAAUUCAAGGUUGAUGUGAGAAACUGGGUUGUGGGCGAUAGCGUGCGCAAAGUUUGCACAAACAUUUACUACCGGCAUUGUUACCGUAGCGCUAGACYAUUUAAACUGUGAAUAGUAAAACGGAGAAUCCUCGUAUUUAUUUGAAGAAAACUAGAAAAUGUAGUACCAGAGAAGCCUCAGAGAUUCAAAGCAAGUGAAUAAUUACUUUUAGAACUUAAACAGCUUAGAACGGUUAAAAAGUGUAAUCAGCUGGUACACAUUGAAAGACUGUAUCCCUCAUUCUCGAUGUCAGUGGUAGUAGGGAAGAUUAUUUGAUUUUCUCUUUCUGGGCUUACAUUUAUGCCAAUAAAGCUCACAAGAGAAAACAACAAAAUGUCCAUUAUAUUUUCACUUUCUGCAUUAAAGAAUUAAUUGUAGCAAAGCAAUGUUGUGGCAGGAUG
This is a messenger RNA of Malurus melanocephalus (red-backed fairy wren), 2196 nucleotides long. It is a transcript of the gene TMEM231, whose product is annotated as transmembrane protein 231. The coding region runs from base 75 to 1220 and encodes 381 amino acids. Gene Ontology annotation, biological process: regulation of protein localization; cilium assembly. The record is from RefSeq and is a predicted model, not a curated record. Gene Ontology annotation, cellular component: ciliary membrane; ciliary transition zone. NCBI's taxonomy places the organism in Eukaryota, Metazoa, Chordata, Aves, Passeriformes, Maluridae. The transcript has 8 exons.